Molecule: messenger RNA, 1636 nt
Organism: Parastagonospora nodorum SN15
Lineage: Eukaryota; Fungi; Ascomycota; Dothideomycetes; Pleosporales; Phaeosphaeriaceae
Exons: 3
Coding region: 270-1385 (371 amino acids)
Molecular function (GO): oxidoreductase activity, acting on the aldehyde or oxo group of donors, NAD or NADP as acceptor
Source: RefSeq, a predicted model, not a curated record
CGGCAGCGAUGAAACAGAAAUCUGCUCUGUCUAUGCAGCCGGCCCGGAAGAUGUUGACAUCGCUGUUGCAGCGGCACGAAAGGCGUUCAAGCACCCCGACUGGCGAGACAUGGACACCAAUACUCGAGCCGAUCUGUUGUUCAAGUUUGCUCAGCUCAUUGAUGCGCACAGGGAGACGCUAGCCACCAUUGAAACUUGGGACAACGGCAAGCCAUACUCGGUGUCCUUCAAGGAGGACCUAGGCGAAGUCAUUGGCACCAUCAAGUACUAUGCCGGGUAUGCGAACAAAAUCCAUGGCACUGUCAUUGACACUUCACCCGCCAAGUUGGCUUACACAGUUCGCGAGCCUCUCGGUGUCUGUGGGCAGAUCAUCCCCUGGAACUUUCCUCUGGCCAUGGCAGCAUGGAAACUGGGCCCUGCGCUGUGUACAGUGUAACACCAUCGUCCUCAAGGCUGCCGAACAGACACCACUUUCUAUCUUGUAUCUCGGAUAUCUUGUGAAAGAAGCCGGAUUCCCGCCAGGUGUAAUCAACUUCCUCAACGGUGAUGGAAGGAAAGCGGGUGCAGCCCUUGCACAGCAUAUGGACGUCGACAAAAUCGCCUUCACUGGCUCAACAGCCACCGGAAAAGAAAUCAUGAAGAUGGCGGCUGUAAACAUGAAGAACAUUACCCUUGAAACUGGAGGAAAGUCGCCGUUGGUUAUCUUUGACGAUGCUGAACUCGAUCAAGCGGUGAAAUGGGCACACACUGGUAUCAUGUACAACCAAGGCCAAGUGUGCACCGCGACAUCGCGCAUACUGGUACAGGAGGCUGUUUAUGAGAAAUUCAUCGAGUCUUUCAAAGCACAUGUCAAGAACACGUCCAUAGUCGGCGAUCCGUUCAAGGACGACACUUUCCAGGGGCCACAAGUUACCAAGGCUCAGUUUGAGCGCAUCCUAUCAUACAUUGAGUCUGGAAAGUCUGAGGGGGCUAAGCUUGUAGCCGGUGGAGAGGCUUACAAGAAUGUGGGCGGUAAGGGCUUCUUCAUCUCGCCUACCAUCUUCGUAGACGUCAAAGACCACAUGAAGAUUUACCGGGAAGAGGUUUUUGGCCCAUUUGUCGCCAUAAGCUCCUUCAAGACGGAGGAAGAGGCUAUUGAGCGCGCCAACGACACUUCAUAUGGUCUUGGAGCCGCGGUCUUUACCCAAAACAUCACCAAAGCACACCGUGUAGCUCGAGCGAUCGACGCUGGUAUGGUCUGGAUCAACUCAAGCAAUGACUCUGACAUUCGCAUUCCAUUCGGAGGCGUGAAGCAGAGCGGUAUCGGGAGAGAGCUUGGUGAAGCCGGCCUUGAGGCGUACACAAACAAGAAGGCAAUCCACGUGAAUCUUGGGACCAAGUUAUAGAGAACAGCAUUCUGUAUGAAUUGCAAGCGAGCUUCUAGGACACACAAAUAGCCUGAAUCUCUUGCCCAAGACUUCUCCAAACCAGGUCACGCGGGACCCAAGCCCCCGUCGUCGGGUCUCGGGCUUGGCGCCACGGCUUGGUGGUAGUCUCACGUCAUAUGUAUUAGCGACCGUUGAUGUACAUGCUCGAUAAUUUUCUAGCUAUGAACCACAAUGACUGAUGUGAGGCAUUUGCGCCUCUUUUAAAGCUC